UCCCGCCCCGCAGCGCCGGCCCUGCUCCGGCGGGAGGUCCCCGCAUGCCGCUGCUCCGCCCGCCUCUCCACCGCGUCUGUGCCUUGGGCCGCCCGCCCGUCCGCGCCCUCAUGAACCUCCGGGAGCUCGUUUCUGCCCUGAAUGACUUCGCAUCCCCCGCCCUGGCUGAAAGCUGGGACAAUGUGGGAUUGCUGGUGGAACCGAGCCCUCCCCACACUGUGAACACCCUUUUCCUCACUAACGACCUCACUGAGGAGGUGAUGGAAGAGGCAGUGCAGAAGAAAGCGGACCUCGUUCUUUCUUACCACCCUCCUAUAUUCGCACCACUCAAGCGAGUAACGUGGAAAACCUGGAAGGAACGGCUGGUGGUCCGAGCCUUGGAGAACAGAAUCGGGAUUUAUUCUCCACAUACGGCGUACGAUGCCAUACCUCACGGAGUUAAUAACUGGCUAACAAAGGGACUCGGCACCUGUACUUCUGUCCCACUGCAUCCAUCAACUGCGCCAAGCUCUCCAGCUGAGGGCACUCACCGGGUAGAAUUCUGUGCAGAUGCUGAGCAUCUGGAUGCAGUCCUGUCCAAAAUCAAAGACAUCCCAGAGAUCUCUUGUCUCACUACUCUCCCAGUCAGGGUUGAAGGUGAGGAACAAACACGAGUCAGUCUGAACUGCUCUCAGAAAGCCCUGCUGGAGGUGGUGGCAUUAUUGUCCCAGAACAGCCUUCUUUAUCACAAGACCGAGAUUCUUUUACUACAGAAGCCUCUUCUUCCCCAUACUGGAAUGGGACGCCUGUGCACCCUGAUCGAGCCGCUCUCCCUAUCAGACACAGUGGAGCGCAUCAAAGGGCACCUGGGGCUCCCCCACAUCCGCCUGGCCCUCGGGGCGGGCAGGACACUCGAAUCACCAGUGAAGAAAGUUGCUCUAUGUGCUGGUUCUGGGAGCAGUGUCCUGAAGGGAACAGAAGCUGACCUCUAUCUCACAGGAGAGAUGUCCCACCAUGAUGUGCUGGAUGCAGUUGCCAAUGGGAUAAGUGUUAUUCUGUGUGAGCACAGUAACACUGAGCGAGGCUUCCUGUCAGAGCUGCGUGAGGCACUCACCAUCCACCUACAGAAUAGAAUCAACAUCAUUGUGUCUGAGAAAGACAGAGAUCCUCUCCAGGUGGCAUAGGGGGAAAAAACUGAUGAGAGAAAAUUCAGUCAAUAGUGUUAUCUUGCACAGACCUGUCCAAUUGCAGAGCUUAAUGAAGGUGCUUUCAAUUGGUCCAGUACAGAAUGAUUGUACUAUAUGGUACCUCAAAGUCUGGGGUAUAUUUUGUCAUGUCAGAAAAAUAAAUGUUUGUUUUGGAAUACCAAACGUUCGUUUACUUGA
Melozone crissalis (California towhee) is the source of this 1364-nucleotide messenger RNA. It is a transcript of the gene NIF3L1, whose product is annotated as NGG1 interacting factor 3 like 1. The transcript has 7 exons. Bases 45 to 1163 code for a protein of 372 amino acids. The record is from RefSeq and is a predicted model, not a curated record. Gene Ontology annotation, cellular component: cytoplasm; mitochondrion. Lineage: Eukaryota; Metazoa; Chordata; Aves; Passeriformes; Passerellidae.